AUGUGGAAGGAGUGGACAAGUAAGAUCAAAAGCUUCGCCGAGGAUAUUGCGUCACCCGACUACGACGACGAGAGGCACACUAGCAGCGGCGAAGUUGAAGAGGAUGAGGUGCACGGUAGAGUACAACACAGCCACCACCUGACCUAUGGUGAGCGCGGCCAUGCACCCCAAAGAGACGACGUGGGCGUGACACGUGCGACAGCACAUGAUCAGCCCCAGAGUGGGACUGUCUAUGGUGGCGCUGGUAAUGCCUCCGCCCUGGAAACCGCGGCGCGGCGCUUGGCCUUGCAGCAAGAUGAGCUGAUGGUGGACCGGCAUACAGGCGCCUGCGGCAGUGUCGACGCUGCCGCGUAUGCACAGGCGUCCUCGGCUUCGACAGUAGUGGCGCCAUCAUCUCUCUCACUAUCGCCAAGCUCGCCUUCCACAGGAGCUGCGGGGACACGUCUUCCCGGCAACAUAGAGCCGCUGAUGGCGUCUCCACAAGCGGCGACCGUCACACAGAGCAAUGGGGCCGCACAGACGCCGGCUGAAAGUCUAGGCGAUGACACUGUGGCUGCACACUCCUCCUCCUCCUCCCCCGGUGGCGCUCAGGCAGCAUUGGUGAGUGCAGCAAGGCGUCGUGGUCCGCCGCAGGCAAUGAUGACUUGCAGUCCUCAGCCGGACACAUUGCAGCCUUCACCAGUACAACUCUCCGCGUCGCUCUCAUCGCCUUCUGCGGUACCAAUCUCAUUUAUUUCACCAGCAAUAUCUGCAGGGGCGGCGCUUCCUGCACCAGCGGCCGCUGCAGCCCUGCAGACUCCGCCAAUGCAGCAACAGCAUCUACCGGAGCAAACGCAGGGGCUGGCGCAGCGCGUUGCUGCUCUCGAGGCAGAGAAGACUCACCUGCGAAGUGACAUACGGAAAUAUCAAGACGAAGUCCGCGUCGCGCACGAGCAAACUGUUCAGUACUACGAAGCGAGGCUCAGGGAGGCUGCAGCUGCGGCAGCAGCCACCGCCAGCGCACAGGACGCGAACGUGCAGCAGCAAGUUGACGCGCUGCGCGCUGCUCUCCAGGUCGCUGCCGACGAGCUGGAGGUAGAGAAGGCACUCAAAACAGCACUCGAGGGACGCGUCGGCGAGCUGCAGCAGGAGGCUGAUGAGCUGCGCGCGAGUCUUGCUGCAGCGCAGAAGGAAAUAGCGGCCAUGGCAGCGGCUGCGGCUGCGGCUGCCGCUGCAGCGUCAGCACCUUCUGGGACACCCGACGCGACCUCGCUUGCUCCAGAAGAAGAUUGGCGUCAGCGUCAUUCCGAAGCGCUGAACAGCCUCAAAAACGCAGUACAGGAGAAGACUACGCAGCUAGCGGCACAGACGGCUCAACUGCAGUCCUCGGAGGCGAUUCACCGUUCCUUGGAGGCGAAGUUGCAGGCGGCGCAGAGGGAGGCGAUGGCGAACAUCAUGGACAGUCAUGACAAGAGCGCGGAUGUCGCGCGCGACGAGCAACGCCGUCAUGCGCAACUUCAGGACGAGGUGAGCCGGCUAAAAUGCGAGCUGGAGGCGGAACGUCAUCGCGCUGUCACGACGCAGGCGCUAUUCGAGGAUGCCCAGCGGAAGAGGGAAGACCUCGCCGCGCAGCUCGCACAUGAGCAAACCAUUUCACAAAGCGUCGAUGCUACUCUAGGGCAGACGAGGGGGCUGGCUUCUGCUUCCGCCGCCACUGCCGCCGCAUCGGCCGCUCACGAAGAAGAGCGGCACCGACUCGCCGAAAAGCUCGACCACAUGGAGGCGGAGCGCGGCGUGCUGCAACAAGAGGUGAGGCAGCUCACGGAGGCGGCGGGUCAGCUACAACGCACACUCGACACCCGGGAGCACGAGUACGCGGUGGCGCAGGCAGAGCAGGCCGAAGCCCAGAAGGCUUUGUUGGAGAGGCUAAGCGGUUUCGAGGCUCAGGUGGCGAAAGGUGGGCCCGCUUACCACGAAGAGCUGCAUCGAUUACAGACGCAACUGGAAGGGGAGCAGAAGCGUGGAAAGGCACUGGAGGCUGAUAAGCAGGCCGCAGAGCACGCUCGCACGACGGCCGAGGUGCACGCGGCAUCGGCGGAACAGCGCUGCGGCUUCAUUCAAGCGGAACUCGCAGCCCUCCAGCAGCAACUCAAGCGCCUCGAAGAGGCUGAGCGGGAUCGCCAGCAGCAGGAGCGGCAGCGCAUGACCGAGUCCGAGGCAAAGGAAAGCGGCGUCAACAUGUCUGUCGCGGUCCUCACAGAAGUAAAGAAAGAGUUGGAGGGAAAGGUGCAUACGCUGGAGGUAAUGAUGGAUCAACUGCAGCGCAUGACAGUUGACACACUGGUGCGCUUGGGCGUGGAUGUGGAGCGCGUGGUAGAGGGAAGCCGUAGGCACAGAGGCGGCACAGAGCAGAAACUUUCGAGCUGCGACGACGGCGAAGCGGACUCCAUGAAGGGCGAGAAGGGUUCUUCAUCGGCGCCCACGGGAGUGCCGCUCCUGCAACUCUUUUCAUUGCUGAUGACGGAGUGUCUGCAACAGCACAGUAUCGUGCUGCGGGCAGAGCGGGUGCAGCAGGAGUGGGAGCAGACCUACGAACAGGCCCGCCAAGUCAAUGACUCGCUCAACCAGCAGGUGGCUGAUGCGUGGGGUGUCAUUGGGAAGCUGCGCGAGGAGUUGUCGCUGAAGGACGAGGCGGCGCGUCAGAUGAAGUCACGCGUCGACAGUGGCGACGCUCGACUUGUGGAGGUGCAAGAACAGCUGGCCGGCGUCGUGCAUGAGCUGCAGACUCUGCGCGAGGAGCGUGAGGGGUGGGCGACGCGGCUGCAGCAAGCUGCGACGGGCGCAGAGGGCCAGGCUAACACUGUGUCCUCCUUGCAAGAGGAAAUAGGCACGCUACAGGAUAUGCUACAGGCAAAGGAGGAGGAGCUGCAGGCAUCCUUGCAAAGCACGGAGAACUUGCAGCUCGUCCUGGAACGAAUUCAGGAGAUCAAGCGGCAUGAAGUGGAGGCCUUGACGUUGGAGUCUCAGCUCGAGGCGGAGGAUCUCAAGAAGCAGCUGGCAGAGGCGCGGCGAAUCAGAGAUCAGCACGACAGCGAGCUAGCAGGUCUGCGCGAGGGCUUUGAGCGGCAGCUCGCAUCGAAAGAUGCGGAAGUGACAACUAUGCACCACAAGCUCGCGGAGAUGCGCAAAGCGCUAGAGAAGACAACGUCGCGGCACAUGGACGGCUCGGAGACAAGCAUUGACAAGCGCGUCGUGUCGCAGCUUCUAGCCAAGUAUCUGCACGCCUUCCUUGCGCAGCGGAAGGAGGCGGAGGACAUGCUGAAGGUGCUGAGCGGCCUCCUCGACUGGGAUGAGGCAACGCAGGAAUAUGUGGGACUGUUGCCUGGGCCGAACAACCCGCAGCCGCCGGACGGAUCUGCCGCACAGCGACGCGGUGCUCGCCGGGGCCUGUUCAGGUGGCUUCGUAGCGGGGAGGCAGAGGCAAACAAGGCGGGACUGGCGUCCAAGUGGGUCGAGUUUCUGCUGAAGGAAAGCGAGGGCAGCGGAGGCGGUGGCCGUGCAAACCGCAGCGACGUUGGUGCCACGGCGUCCACUCCUGCUUCGUCUACCUCGACCCCCAUCCCGGGCUCGCAACCAAUCCCGUCAUUAAGCUUUCCAUCACCUUCGGCGGCGGCGGAGACGGCGACAUCGGAGGCUGCUGCAAGCCGCCAAUCGACGUGA
Molecule: messenger RNA, 3699 nt
Organism: Leishmania mexicana MHOM/GT/2001/U1103
Lineage: Eukaryota; Euglenozoa; Kinetoplastea; Trypanosomatida; Trypanosomatidae
Exons: 1
Coding region: 1-3699 (1232 amino acids)
Biological process (GO): endoplasmic reticulum to Golgi vesicle-mediated transport; Golgi organization
Cellular component (GO): Golgi apparatus
Molecular function (GO): small GTPase binding
Source: RefSeq, a predicted model, not a curated record